Molecule: messenger RNA, 3605 nt
Organism: Boleophthalmus pectinirostris (great blue-spotted mudskipper)
Lineage: Eukaryota; Metazoa; Chordata; Actinopteri; Gobiiformes; Gobiidae
Product: olfactomedin-like protein 2A
Exons: 8
Coding region: 167-2140 (657 amino acids)
Biological process (GO): signal transduction
Source: RefSeq, a predicted model, not a curated record
GCGUGGGGCAGCAAUAGCAGACAGCUCCCAUCCCAACACUCCAUCUCCUCUGCACACGGGCCAAACAUGGAGCUAAAGUAAACUUGCACGGGGCCACUAUAACACGUUCGUUUCUGGCGUUUUAUCGGAUUGUUUGAACUUUUACGCACGCAACAAGAUCGACAACAUGUGGAGAUACACCAACUUGAUCGCCUGUCUUCUGGUUUUGUGUAAGGAUGCAAGUGCGCAGAGCAAGGUGUUUGGUGAGACGGAGCCAGUGCGGAUGACUUCGGAGGGCUCGGACUGCAGGUGUAAGUGCAUCAUGAGGCCUCUGUCCAGGGACGCGUGUGUGCGUUUGAAGAGCGGGGCGGUGCGCGUGGAGGACUUCUACACGGUGGAGACGGUCAGCUCCGGCUCGGACUGCAAAUGCUCCUGUACGGCCCCCCCCUCCUCCCUCAACCCCUGCGAGAACGAGUGGAAGAUGGACAGACUCAAGAAGCAGGCGCCAGAGCUACUCAAGCUGCAGACCAUGGUGGACCUACUGGAAGGAACUCUCUACAGCAUGGAUAUGCUAAAGGUCCACUCGUACAUCAACAAAGUGAUGUCCCAGAUGAACACGCUGGAGGAGACAAUCAAGACCAAUCUGACGAGGGAGAAUGAGUUUGUGCGUGACAGCAUGCAGAGUCUCACCAACCAGUUCAAAAGAUACGAGAACUACUCCAACAUCAUGAUGAGCAUCAAGAAGGAGCUGUCGGGCCUCAGUCUCCAGCUGCUGCAGAAGGACGAGAACAAAGCACAGGAGACUAAUGAUGAGAAAUCCAAGGAUGGUCUGAAGCUAAACAAAAAGACUCCAGUAGCAAAGCCGAAUGCAAAAGCUCCUAAAGAAAAAGUCCUCAAGCCCAAGAAGGAGGUGAUCAAACCUGCCAAACCACAGAAACCUGACCCCACAGCCAAAACCAAGGUCGGACACCAGCCAGGAGUGGUCCGGGGCAUCACCUACUACAAGGCCACUAAGACUGACGAGGAUGAGCGCAGAGAAGAGAACUCUGGCAAAUCCUACACAGUGCACCACCAUGUGAAGGAGACCCAGUCCGAGGACGGAGGAUCUGAGAUGGUCCUAGAGACUCUGGAGGCCACCGAGGAACCUGAAGCUCCUCCCACCACUGAAGCACCUACCACCACGGUCUCCACAACAACCAGCACCACCACUACUACAGAAACAACCACUACUAUGGCAACCACCACAGUUCCCACAACAACAACCAGCCAGACAUCCUCAUCCCCUGAGAAACCAGCGCCCACCAUCGUCCUGCUGCUGGACAACUCCAACAACAACAGCCGGCCCAGUCUGCACAGAGCAGGUAAAAUCAUGAACUGUGAGGGCACGCUGGCCUCCAUAGAACAGCCUGAGAAGCACCACAGCUAUGGCCGAAACGAGGGCGCAUGGAUGAAGGACCCGCUGGCCAAAGAUUCCAAAAUCUACGUCACCAACUAUUAUUAUGGCAACAAUCUGGUGGAGUUCAGAAACCUGGACAACUUUAAACAAGGUCGCUGGAGUAACCUCUUCAAAUUGCCCUACAACUGGAUAGGAACUGGCCAUGUUGUCUACAAUGGAGCUUUCUAUUACAACCGCGCCUUUACCAAAAACAUAAUCAAGUACGACUUGAGAAUGCGCUAUGUGGCUGCCUGGACCCUGCUUCAUGAUGUAGUUUACGAGGACACCACCCCUUGGAAGUGGAGGGGUCAUUCGGACAUUGACUUUGCUGUUGAUGAAAGCGGUUUGUGGGUCAUUUACCCCUCUGUGGACUACGACUACAGCCAGCAGGAGAUGAUUGUAAUCAGCAAAUUGGACCCAGGGGACUUGUCUCUAAAGAAGGAGACAACAUGGAGGACGGGCCUGAAAAGGAACUCCUAUGGAAACUGCUUUAUCAUCUGUGGCGUUUUGUAUGCUGUGGAUGUGUACAAUCAAAAGGAUGGAGAGUUGAACUAUGCCUAUGACACUCACACUAAUACGGACGCUAUCCCAAGACUGCCUUUCACAAACGAAUAUGCUUACACCACUCAAAUCGACUACAACCCGAAAGAGAAGGUGCUAUAUGCCUGGGACAAUGGACAUCAGGUGACGUAUAAGGUGAACUUCCUUGAACAAGAGGGAGUAUAGUGGACAACCUUGUCUGGUGGCAGCCAUGUUGGACUGAACAUCUUGGACAAUGGAUGAACCUCCUCCAGCCUUCAAUUGCAUGCUAUUUGAACUCGUGACCUCAAAGCCAACAUGCAUAUCUCAAACAUGCAGUGUAUUUCGGAUCAUAAUGGGUUAUUGUGGGAAUAAGCUCAUAGGUUGAGGUAAGGGUUAAGAGGAAGAGUUAUAUGUAUAAGAGUGGGUAUGUUUGAUUCAGUUUCAAAAUUCUGUAAGAUUUUUUGUAUUUAUUUACUUUUUUAGUUUGGUGAACCCACUGCAGCUCCUAAAGAGUAGUUGGGAAAAUAAAAGUUUGUGAAAGUGCUUAGUUUGUUUAUUGUUAUGUUACUAAUAUCUAAACCAUGCACAAUAGUGUAAUAUUCCAGUGAGAAACAUCUGUUCUGUUGAAAGAGGACUUUAAUGCUUAUUUACCCACUAAAACAAAUAUGUAUGAAAUUCAACAAUGGAAUAGCAAGAAACUAAAUUGCAUUUUCGCCACAUCUUACAUCCUAAACGAUUGAUCCAGCUCUUCCUCCUGAAGUCUUACCUUUACCUAUUUUUCUAAGACAAAUCUGUCUUUGUAAUGAAAUUAACUGAAAGUUUGUUUAUCAAUCCAUCCUUUCACCAAGCACUUUUUGUUUAGCUUUUUGUUGUACCGGCCUCAAAAUAGUUUUUGUGUUAACAAUGUGUUACUUAAAAUAUGACUUCCCAGAAUAAUACACAUGCUUGUGCUGUAUUUUGUCAAUUUUACAUUUUUCUGUAACCCUGAAUUUACACCUGGAGCUGCAGCAACACGUAAUGUAGACAAAGGUCAAUUUACAGCGGAGGCAAAAGAGCUGCUCCUGCAACACUAGCCUCUGUAUAUUCUCAUGUUUAAACACCAAACUGCUUUAUAUUGCUUAAGUAUUCAUUGUUCAUCAGAUGAAUCACUUUUAAAACUAUACAAAGUUAUUGAGAGGGAUGAUGCUUUACAGAGCAGUAACAAGCUGUGGCUGUGGUGCUUACAUUAAGUAGUUACUUACCAUCGAAGUUUAGUUGUCUGCACCACACUCCUGCUAUUUGUCAUAAAAUGUUUUAUAUUUCUGGAUGGUACGGUGUUUAUGCAACUGUAGUAGUUUUAGGGAAUUUCCUGUCUUGCCCCUGCUAAAAAACCUCAAGAUGCUCAGUUGAUGCUGAAAAAUUAGAACGUCAGCCUGUAGCAUAAUUACGCCUGUUGGACGUGUGUAUAACACUGCUGGUAAAGAUUUUCCGACUGGUUCAAAUGAAAAUCGAGUCCUGUGUGUAUGCUGUGCUGCUGUGCUUACGCGCUGUUGCUGCUUUGGUGUAAAUUGGGGUAAAUUUUAAGUUUUGUAAGAAAGCCAUGUGUGUUGUUAAAAUACCACUAUUUGUCCUAGUUUGUAAGAUUCUGUACAUUUUUUGUCAACUGUAUUUCAAAAUGUUUGCAAAUAAU